AUGCAAUUAAAACAAAGUAAUGCACCCGCUUUAAUUCAGAAAGAUGUGUUUGAAAUACUGACGAACAGACACGCGUAUGAUAUGAAUGUGUACUCUGAUGAUGAAUCAAUGGAGGAGAGUGAGUACUGUGAGCGGGAUAGUCGACUUCCGCCUCCAGGAACACGUGUUCGAAGAGGACCUAACUGGCAUUAUAAUGAUCAGGACUCAAACGGCCCAAGAACUCUCAUAGGACAUAAUCGAGAUGGCUGGGUUUAUGUUGAAUGGGAUACUGGAAUGAAAUUUCCAUAUGAAUUUGACACCGAAAAUGUCGAGUCAGGUGAUAUCGUCAUCUCUGAUGAAUCUAGGUUAUUGCAAAGAGAAAAUAUCGCAGUUGGAUGUAUUGUUCAGAGAGGUCCUGAUUGGCAAUGGAAAAACCAAGAUGGCGGUCCUGGCAAUAUUGGAAUAGCGUAUAGAGUCAAGGAAAACAUUGUCUAUGUAAACAUUGUUUACUUUUAA
Messenger RNA from Saccostrea cuccullata (small rock oyster), 495 nucleotides. RefSeq lists its product as uncharacterized. The transcript is spliced from 3 exons. NCBI's taxonomy places the organism in Eukaryota, Metazoa, Mollusca, Bivalvia, Ostreida, Ostreidae. The coding region runs from base 1 to 495 and encodes 164 amino acids. The record is from RefSeq and is a predicted model, not a curated record. Gene Ontology annotation, biological process: protein ubiquitination. Gene Ontology annotation, molecular function: metal ion binding; ubiquitin-protein transferase activity.